This is a messenger RNA of Aspergillus wentii DTO 134E9, 1910 nucleotides long. RefSeq lists its product as uncharacterized. The record is from RefSeq and is a predicted model, not a curated record. The coding region runs from base 381 to 1781 and encodes 466 amino acids. Gene Ontology annotation, molecular function: acyltransferase activity, transferring groups other than amino-acyl groups. The transcript has a single exon. Lineage: Eukaryota; Fungi; Ascomycota; Eurotiomycetes; Eurotiales; Aspergillaceae.
ACCCGGUGGUGUAUGAGGCGUUGGGAUUGGCAUAUUGGUGUUAUUGGUCAGAAAGUUGGUUAAUGUUGGAAAAAAAGGGAAACAACUGCCUUGAAGUAAGUUUUCGUCCGUCCUUGUCCACUGAUCUCUAUGCUGCGUUGCGUCACUUCAUGCAACCGAACCAAUCGCCACGUAAUAACCAAUGCCUUCUGCGUUGAUGAUCCCUUGUAACUUUAAUAUGAGUUCAGGAUGCAUAUGACGGAUAUGCCGCCCAUACACCGCUCCCUCACACUUAACAAUUGAUAUAGACAUGAAUACACCAUGGUUCCUUCUCCCAUGUUAACAAUAUUAUACCUUUCCUUCUUUCAAUCUAAAACCAUAUCUCAUAUCUACAAAUAACGAUGCAACGAGCACUUGUGCGCCCGACAAUCCCCAUCCCCGGCGGCUUUGCCAAAGUCACUCCGUUGGACCAGUAUAUGGUGCGGGUCAUUUUCCCCAUGAUAUGCAUCUUUCAGGUCGACUGGAAAAGCCAUCGGCCGACCAUCUUGCGGAAUCUUCAAGUCGGCCUCGCUCAUACCAUUGACGAGAUUGGCUUCUUAGCGGCCAACGUUGUCCCCGAGUGCGAGGAUAGAGACACAAUUCAGCUAGAAUAUGAGGAGAAUUCCGGCGUCUGGUUCUACGAAAAGGAUGUUCCUGAAGUUGAAUUCGACGCUCUCGCUGCUCGUGACUUUCCUUUUGCCGAAAUGACGGUGUCUCGUUUUGUGCCUGAGCCUCGCGGCCACUCGAACAGAACCCCAGUCCUGACGGUGCAAGCCACCUUCAUCACGGGUGGAGUCGUGGUCGCAUUCAAUGGCCAUCAUGCUGUUAUGGAUGCCCAAGCUCUCGGGACAUUCUGCCAGACAUGGGCCAAGCACGUCGAUGCCGAGUCUAAGGGCCUCCUUGCUCUCUGUAGCCAACGACUGUCUCCCGACACCCUGGAUGGAGGAAGCCUGUUUGGAGGGCGUACGAGACGCGCACUCUCAGACUUUCCGCCGUAUCGGCCAGCUUCAAAAAAUCGUUACGAGUCCACACAGCAGGAAGUCUUGCAAAGUGCCGUUUCUGGAUAUCACGAUCGUCUCCAACAGCUCGUUCCACUGUCUCACUGGCGCAUAUCACCAGCGGCACUCGAUCGACUCAAGAACUUCGCUGCGCCUCCCUCGAAAGACCUCCCCACUAUGACGGAAAAUGCCCUCAUCUCGGCACUCUUAUGGAAGCACACCACCCUGGCCCGACAAAAGGCAGGAAUACACGUCGAUUCGAGUGCCUUACUGAGUACCGUUAAUGUUCGUCGGCGGGUGGAUCCUCAGCUCCCAGACGAAUAUAUCGGCAAUGCGGUUGUUCUUUCCAGAGCAGAUGCAGCCUCCACGGAGCUCCAUUCAACCGAUGAAGUGUCUCUGUACGCACUGGCGCACAAGAUCGUGACUUCAGUCAAUUGGUGGACAGCAGAUCGAAUCUGGGAGCUGACUGGCACAAUCGACAACAGUCCAUCUGUAGCCAACAGGGUAUUGCCUAGGGUGGGUCACGAUUUACUCAUCACCAGCCCUUCACGGAUCGCAGAUGCACAGGGGCAGUCCGAAUGGGGGUCUGAGCUGGGACCAAUCAAGGCGGUUCGUUUUGCUUUUCCGGCAUUCAUGGAUGGAUACGUGGCGAUUCUGCCGAGCAUGCACGGUGGACAGGAGGUGGUGAUGUGGGUUGCUCCUGCGGUUUCUGAAUUGUUGGCGAAAGACGAGAACUGGCUGCAGUGGAUGCAGCGGGUGGCUUAGCUGAGAGCCCCUUUUGAACGUAGGGGUUGAGAUGGAUCUGGGACGGUUGUUGCGGUGAAUCAUAAUCUGAGCUCUUGACCGUCAUUCCAUAGAAUAGUCAUUUUAAGUUUUGGGAAUAGUGGCAAGGGG